CACGCGUUAUCCGAUUAACUUUACAUCAGUUCGAAACAUUGCAGCGUUAACUCACCAUCAUCGUUCAUCCAAAUAGAACUUCAGUUGCCAGAAAUUUAGAUAUAUUGUUUACUAUAAUACCUUCAGUUUGAACACAUCAUGUAUAAAUUAGUGAACGAAGAGAGGUAUAAAGCGACUUCGGAUGAGGACAUUUUGGCGCUUCGAAAGAUGACGGUCCGUCAGUUGAAACAGAAGUGUCGAGAUGCUAGCUUGAAGGUUUCUGGUACGAAACGUGACAUAAUAAUGCGUCUAUGUGGCCUGGAAGUACGUCAGAGAAAGACAAAAAUGUCAGUGAAGGAAGUUAACGUUUGGCUAGAGAAACAGGGUGUCGUCAACAUCAGAGGCGUCAGCAAAUGUCUUCGAGCAGGAAUGAGGAUGGGUUUUAUUGAUAUCAGUGGGGAUAAUCCUCUGGACAAUGUCGUUGUUUCUGGUGCAUGCUACUAUUGUGGUGACGAUCUAAAAGCGACCAUUCGUGACCUCCUCUACCAACCAGAUUAUGCAGGACACGACUACGAAUGUACUGGCUAUGAUGCGACUGUGAAGUGUCUAAACGAGGAGUGCGAAGUAGCAGGCGUGUACGUUACAGGAAUGUGCCGGAAUUCAGCGGAAAUUGACUCUGGCAAAUCGCACAACCACUGUACCAUUUGUCCGAACUUUGGCACGUGCAUGGGGGACUACCGCGAGGAUCACUGUCGGUCAUGUAGUGAGCAUUUUUAUUCAUGCAGAGGGUUAUUCCGGUGCGAAUGCAAAGGUCCCAAUCCUGAAGUACCUGUUGAUGAGUACACAUUUUGUUGCUGAUGUCUUAAUUGUUUUUUUUCCUAAAAAUUUCUUUUAAAUUUAUUAGAAGUGAUUCAUUUUAAAAGAUGUUAUUGCAUGGUCCAUCUUGUUUAUAUUAUCAUUUUGUUAUGAAUUAUUUUUAAGAGAUAUAUAUGUUAACUUAAGAGUCCGAGGUACUCAGUUAGGUUAAUACAAUGUGUAGUUGUUUUUUUUUACGGAGCCUUUUGUACAGUUGUGGAAUGUUGUCUUGCGUAAAUCAAUUCAUUAAGAGUCCGAGGUACUCAAGAUAUAGUAUCAGUUACUUUAAUACAAUGUGUAGUUGUCUUUUACGGAGCCUUUUGUAAGUUGUGAAAUGUUGGCUUGUGUAAAUAAAUUCAAAAACGAUAAUAAGCUCGUGCUAUAACCGAAUCUGCUCUAUGAGCCACAUUAUGUGUACACAAUGUUAAUAAAUGGACAUAGCAGAUGUUUUUA
Anneissia japonica is the source of this 1287-nucleotide messenger RNA. RefSeq lists its product as uncharacterized. The record is from RefSeq and is a predicted model, not a curated record. The transcript is spliced from 2 exons. NCBI's taxonomy places the organism in Eukaryota, Metazoa, Echinodermata, Crinoidea, Comatulida, Comatulidae. The coding region runs from base 139 to 837 and encodes 232 amino acids.